Messenger RNA from Synchiropus splendidus (mandarinfish), 1588 nucleotides. RefSeq names its product lymphoid enhancer-binding factor 1-like. Gene Ontology annotation, molecular function: RNA polymerase II cis-regulatory region sequence-specific DNA binding; DNA-binding transcription factor activity, RNA polymerase II-specific. The record is from RefSeq and is a predicted model, not a curated record. Gene Ontology annotation, cellular component: beta-catenin-TCF complex. Bases 112 to 939 code for a protein of 275 amino acids. Gene Ontology annotation, biological process: regulation of transcription by RNA polymerase II; canonical Wnt signaling pathway. Lineage: Eukaryota; Metazoa; Chordata; Actinopteri; Syngnathiformes; Callionymidae. The transcript is spliced from 7 exons.
CUUUGUUGUGUAAUCGCAGCCGCAAAAUUAAAGAAGCUGUUCAUAACUGCCACUUCGUGUUUGUCAAAAGCUGAUUGAAGGGCAGAGAGGAGUCAAGGAACGCGUUUUAAAAUGGAUCAGAGGAUGCCAGCCAACGUGACCACCUGGGGUUCAGAACCUGAAUCCACAGAGAAGGAUCUGGACUGGGGGACGAUCCUGUCCACGCUACAUGGGAUGUCUGGAGAGAGUUCCAACGCUCAGGCGGCUCUUCAGCCUGUGAAUCUGGGACACGAGUUGGUCACCGAGGCGGCCGACCCUCCGGACACCAGCGGCGCAGAGUUCAUCACUUUGGAAGUGAACGCCGAGCUGCCAAGUGAAGAAACCUCGUAUGAGUACUUUCCCCCUGAAGGUUGUGUGGAGCAGCUGGCUCCACAGGCCUCAGCUGACAACGUGUUCUACCAGCCAGGCGUGGAGGUCUACCUGCCGCGAGUGUACAUGCCGUUGUACCAGGUGGGCCCAGCGGUGUGCUACCAGAGUGACUACCAGCCAGUGGACGGCAACAUUGUGAACCCUCCAGCUGCAUCGAGCAGAGUGCGGACGCGCCAGUACGCAGCCAUGUCACAUGACUCUUCACCAAAGGCACCGACUCCAAGGUGCAAAUUACAGCGACAGUUUGGUCAGCAGAAGGAUGCACCCUACAUCAGGAGACCACCCAACGCCUUCAUGAUCUUCAUGAGGGAGAACAGAGCCAAGAUCACCAACACACUGAAGCCCAAACACAGCGUGGAAGCCAACACCAUUCUCGGAAAGAUGUGGAAGUCCAUGUCUCCGGCGGAGCAGGAGAAAUACUACCAACUUGCCGCGGUCGAGCGGAGACGCCACGCUGAGCAGCACCCGGACUGGUCCAGCAAAGACAACUACGGCCAGAAAAGGAAGCGACAGAGGACUAAAUUGCUAUAGAUACCCCCACCCGACUAACCUAAAAAACACGUCCGACAACAUGGAACAAUCUGGGCCACCCAGCACUGUGAACUAUGCUGCUUUGGAGUUACACUUGGUUUCACAUGAGUCGUCAUAAUAGUUGUUUUUGCAUGUAGCACUUUCAACGAUGAGGUCAAACUAGCUUUCUUCAUAUUGAAUUUUUUCAUUCCAUCCACUUUCUUCCCCGCGUGUCUGAGGUCGGGUUGUGGGGGCAGCAGUCAAAGAAAAGUGUCCCAGACUUCUCUCCUGCAGCUCCUCUGAGUGAACACUCAGGUGGUCUGAGGUCAACUGGGAAACCUCGUCUCUCCGUCCUGUCAUGGAUCUGUCCCGGGACUUCUCUCUAUGUUCAAGACCAGCAGCUCUACUUUGAGACUCUCCUGGACAGUCAAGCUUCUCCGAGACUCUGGUGAUGCAAACUCACGUCAGCUACUUGUACCACUGAUCUGGUGACAGUAGGAAUGUGAAGUGAGCACUCGUCUUCCUCCCACAGAGGUGGAAGCUGUAUAGUAAAAUGAGGCCUGAAUAAAACUAAACAUGAAUAAAAACUGCCUGUUUGUGAGCAAAAUGUCAAAAUGAUCAUCAGUAAUAAAAUUUUAAGUUAUGAUUCCCUGGUUUUAAGUCGUUUCCU